This is a messenger RNA of Komagataella phaffii GS115, 372 nucleotides long. RefSeq lists its product as hypothetical. The transcript has a single exon. The record is from RefSeq and is a predicted model, not a curated record. Bases 1 to 372 code for a protein of 123 amino acids. NCBI's taxonomy places the organism in Eukaryota, Fungi, Ascomycota, Pichiomycetes, Pichiales, Pichiaceae.
AUGCGAUCUAUUCCGCCUCCGAGACAAUCCAGGUUGAGGACCAUUAGACGCCUUUUCCAUGUAAUAGUUGCUUCCAUAUUGAAGGGGCAUAUUACAGAUCCAAGUGUAUUUCGAAGGAGUCGUAGGCUGAGAUAUAAAAAUACUAUAUCCAAGAUUCGUCAGUCCCGUCUCUCGGGAAAGGCAACUAGUAGACAAAAGUUGCGGAGUAGGCUUGCUAAGAAGGUGGUAAAUAGUACUACGGAUGUCCUUAUAGCUGAUACCAUUGAUGAGAAUAAAACUCUAUCUAAACCCACAAGAAACGUUUUGAGACGAAUGAUUUGGCGAAUGAAAAAGACCAAUCAGGGAAGAGUUAACGUAGUAGUUAGGAUAUAG